AUGACGCGCGUGUAUGGAAAUGACGAUAUCGCGGUGUUGAUCCAAUUCUCUGGCAUUUCCAAUAGCCCCCACCUCAUCCCGGUGAUAUUGAUAGUUCUGCUCUACCUUGGCAUCGCCCUCAUCUGCGCGCACGUCCAUUGCUUCGUAUAUCGGCUUAAGGCAAUCGAAGCCGUCUAUAUCGACGUACCAUUCGAAAACAUCUGGAGUCAGCUGGCUAUCCUCCACGGACUGAUCGUCAUCCCGUUGCUUGCCGUACUCUUUGACGUGCUUCGGUUUUCCUCAAUUGAGCAGGAUGUGCUGGGAGCCCUUCCCCUGCCCCUCCCCAUCGUGUCCCUCGUCGCACUCGCCGGCCUACUCGGUUUCUACCUGUUGCUCACAAUGCUCGUGCUCUAUAAGCUCACCCGAGCCCUGGCCGACCCAAAAAUGAUCGACCACAAAUUCUUCUCCCACCAUCGGCGGGCCAUCAUUGAGUUGUUGCUCAUGUUCUUCUACCCUGUGCUCCUCGCCACCGCGCUCACCAACUUUCACCAUGUAUACCCCAUUUUUGCCCUCUCCACCCUGCAAUGCUGGGUGUUCAUCUACUCGGCGCUGCUCUCCCUUUCGGUCCCCUUCAUUCACAAG
This is a messenger RNA of Mesorhabditis spiculigera, 621 nucleotides long. Lineage: Eukaryota; Metazoa; Nematoda; Chromadorea; Rhabditida; Rhabditidae. The record is from the annotation of a GenBank genome assembly.